Messenger RNA from Ruditapes philippinarum (Manila clam), 2695 nucleotides. RefSeq lists its product as uncharacterized. The record is from RefSeq and is a predicted model, not a curated record. NCBI's taxonomy places the organism in Eukaryota, Metazoa, Mollusca, Bivalvia, Venerida, Veneridae. The transcript is spliced from 17 exons. The coding region runs from base 459 to 2609 and encodes 716 amino acids.
AUAACUUGCAAACUAUUUUGUUUCCUAGGGAACUGGUCAAACAAUCGUGCAGAAAUAAUUUAUUUACAGACAAGUUUUUAACAAGUGGAUAUUUUGGGCAGACACAAAAAGCCAAUAAUACACCCGGCGACAAUGAUGUACAAAAGUAUGGAAAGUGUCGGUUUGGUGGAGUUAUCGACCGUGCCAGUGCAUCAGGAGCCGUUCCCGGAGGAAUAAAUAAACUAUCUGAAAAUCUAGAAUACUCCCCUCACUAUUUCCUUCACAAAAAUGCAGCAACAUUAGCUAUUGAACACACACGAUUUUACUUGUUUGAUAAAGAUCAUGGACUAUGCAAUAUUUUCGGACAUGAAAAAUGCAACAAACUCUUAACAACUGUCACGGAACCAGCGUCGAUUUUUGUCGACGUAGAAAAUGGAGAUGUCCGGCACGAGCUCGUGCAAAAAUUGAAAGACUCAGACAUGCACGUGCUGAAUAAAAUCUCGUUAGGAGAUGUAUGUGGGCACACAGACGAUGCAAUUGUUGUGGUACGAUAUAACACCAGUUCAUCACAAACACAGGGUCAAGAACCUUGGCAAUGUGAUAAUAAAAAUAUUCGUGUAUAUGACAUAAAAAUUGUCGGUGAGGACACUCAAGAAUCGAGACAGAGGAGAGCUCUAGGUGGCCUUGACUUUUAUCACUUGAUUGCGGACACUUCUGGUGGUACUGUCUACGAAACAACGAAAAGUAACAUCGCUGCUGUUGUUGAUAUCAUUAAAGAAUCUGUCACAACGAAACCUCCAUUGACGAUUUUGAAAUUUAAAUUGUUGACUUCAAGCAAUAACUCGUUUGAGAUCCCAGUUGACAAUCUGAUUCAAAACCUAACCAUCAAGGUACAAGGCUCCACAUCAUCUGUACCCACAAUGCACCUAUACAGACCGUCAGGUACGCAAGAAACAUUCAGUAACGCUUCAGUUAGUAAACAGCAAAUUCUUGGCACAAAGUUAAGGGUCAUUCAUAUAUACAAUCCCGCCCCAGGUAUAUGGAGAAUGGAACGCGUAUCAACGUCAUUAAUUGACGUUGACGUCACAGGAAGUACCGACCUUCAAUUUUCGUACCAAUUUAUGCAGCCAGGUCCGGGUGGUUACGGAGACUAUCCUCUGAUAGGAAGACCGAUUGCAGGUGAAAAUAUGACAAUUCAGGUGUCGGUACCUCUUGUAGACAAAGUUGGCUCCAUAGACAGUCUAUUGCUGGUAGACAGAAAUGGAAAAGUUGUUGCUAAUAGUACCCUGAGAAAUGUCGGCGGAAGACGCGGGAAAUCUUUGUUUAAGACGCACGUUGUCAUUCCGGCAAAGGAGUUUGAAAUAGCACUAGAAGGAAAGGAUAAAGCUGGAAAUGUAUUUCGACGUCUUGAUCCAAAAAUAAUUACUGCUCUGGCAAUACAGCUGGAAGUGUUGCCAUCUAAUGGAACGUUGUAUCUUAAACAAUCGAUCACUAUACCAUACCGUGUGAAAAACGUCGGCGCCGGCACAGCUACGAUAACGGUCUCUAUUACCGACGACAAAGGGUUUGCGCAGUCACCGACCAGUAACACGUAUACGGUCAGCAGUAUGGCGUCUAACAAUGGGUCGUUCACAUUAAAGGCAGGAUCCAUAAAAGGCGAAACAACCACGGUGACUAUAUCGGCGAAAGCAUCAGGGUCAUCAAACAAUAAGGUCCAAUAUAACGUGCAAAGAAUCACAGUUGAGGAGAAAAUAAUCCGGGUUAUUGAUACAAAAGCGCCUACAUGUAAUAUUACAAGCAUGACAGGAAAAUGUGAUUUCGGGGCAGAUAUUUGCCAAUGUUCCAAACAAACUUGGGAGAUGAAAGCAAAUGUUGGCGACGAUGGCGAUGGUCUGCUGUCCGUGUUCUCUUCUGGUGCUGGUCCAAAGUCAACCUUCAAGAAUGACUCGUUCAGUAUUGGACACAAACUGUCCAGCGGCGUUAUCCAUACAACUCUAAGCGCUGAUUGCUGUCACCAGCAAGCGAAGAUAACCGUGGUAGAUCUGGCCGGAAAUGUUGGAUUAUGCGAUGUGAAUAUUACAGCUGGAUUUGUCGCCCCUGAUCCCAAACUCUGUAUACAUCCAAACAAUGCUAAACCAGUUACGACCAAUGCCAACGUCACCACUAUUUCGUGCAACAUCACUAACAUAGUUGACACGUGCAACGGAAAUGCCUCUGGAAACCGGAAGCCGUGUGAGAAUACGUUCUGGUCUGCUGAAGCCCAGCUUGGCAAUGAAGGUUUUGGGCGUAUUCAAGUGGCCGCAGUGAAUGCCGGGAGACAUGCAAAUCUUACUAAACUUAAUCAUACAGUUAAAUUAAGCACGGAUUGUUGUCAUCCGGAUGUUUAUAUCAAUGUGGUAGAUGUUGCUGGCAAUACCGGCCAGUGUCACACACAGAUAACCGCCAGCACUAAUAAACCGGGGACUGGUGCCAGUAGUGCGGCUAGUAAAGCGCCCCCUAUUGGUAUUAUAGCUGGAGCUGCAGCAGGAGGCGUGGUCGUACUGAGUGCUGUCGCUGGAUUGGUCUAUUACCUAAAGACAAGGGCGGGCAAAAUCGGCCCGGACACAAAUGCAGUGACACCUUUGUCUUAAGUUUGGCAACAAAACUGUAGAUACUGAAUCUAAAUUAUUUCUGUCUCUCAAUUUGUGAUAACUUUUAAUAUAAGUGUACAUGGAAA